AGCGCUGCACCCAAUGAGGUGUUGUUCGCUCGUUGUCUCCCGUAUAUCCGACGUGACUUGCCAUCCGUAUCUCGUUUGUGCGUUGUCUCGGGUUACUUCGAGAUGCUGUAUGGUGAGGCUGUUGCGGCUGCACUGCGCCGUCCGUAUCAUACUCGCUUGGCUGACCCAGACCAUAUCCUGAACCACGAAACAGACCCUACCCUGAACCAUGAACCAGACCCUACCUUGAACCAUGAACCAGACCCUACUCUGAACCAUGAACCAGGCCAUAUCCCACACCAUGGUCCUGACAGCGCCACGAAUUCUGACCUUAAUGGUACCAUGUUCCCUCAGCCGCAGAUAGAGCUCGAUGCUGAUGCGCGUCAGCCAUUGUCCUGGGCAUUGCUGCCAGCAAAAGAGUUGGUACAGCGUCUGGAAAAACUGGAUGGCGGAGACAUCGUGGAUUGUUUUGGUGCUCUUCCCCGCUCCCGUCGUCCUGCAUAUGCCAUGAGAUCAAAGAGGAAGCGUUGCGCAGCUCUGGUUCAGCAGGUUCAGCAACGUCUCUCGCACUUACAGUCUCUCGGAGACUACAUGUUUCUAGUCGAUGUGCUCUGUGUGGCACCCUUUGCAGUUCCCACUACGCGCAUGUCAAUGUCGUCCCUCGUGUUGUGCAUAGAAUUCUCUUCCAUCCUUAUCGAUCGCUUGGAGCAGCCCAUCGUUGCCUUACCUGAGAGACGCAAGCUACAUUGUAAGCUUGUCAAAGAACAGUCGGCUGCGCAGCUGAGUCAGUUUAACGCAGAGAUCGUUGCGCAAUGGCCGAAAGUCGUUCCCCGCAAUGUUGUCAUGGAAUGCUUGCGGGAUUACGUGGAUGGUUCGUGCUGGCGACCUGGUGUAGUGUGCGCGGUGUGCUCGCGCCAGGUUCGCAGCAUCAAUGAGUUGCGUGUCGAUGCUGACGCUGAUCUUUCUUUGAGCCUGGAUUUACUGCAGUUGAAUGACCCAUUCAUCACAGCCAAGUGUGUUGUUCAGACCCUGUCUUCAGAAUUCACUUAUCAGUGCAGCGUACUGAAUGGUCUUAUGCUGGACAAGACAGGUAUUCUGGUCUGUACCCUGGACAGCACCACUCUCAAUGUUUGCGGCCAGUGUUUUAAGUCACUCUCCCGUGCCAAGAUGCCAUGUUUUGCUCUGGCGAACAAGCUCUAUCAAGGCCAUCUCCUGGCACAGUUCUGCGACCUCACUUGGGUGGAGGAGAUGGUCUGUGCCAUUUACAGGAAUAUGGCGCAUGUUACUCGUCUCUAUCAGUCAAGUGAUCCUGCGCAACCCUUGGUUUUUCAUGGAAACACCUGUGCCCAUGAGACAAACAUAGUGUCCACUGCCGAGGUACUACCUCGCACUCCUGCAGACAUCAAUGGCAUGUUGAUGGUGGUGUUUGUAGGGCCAUUGAAGCUGACACCGCAGUCACUCAAGACUCUGUUUGUUAUGACACACGGUCUGUGGUCUUUUCUUUGUUGGCUGUGCAAUCAUAACCAUUUGUAUGAACAUAUUAUUUUGGAUGAGGCUGUUAUGAAUCUUUACCCUGAGGAUGGCACUGUUCCUGGAGUGGCCGAUCGUAUCAUCUAC
Messenger RNA from Suillus discolor, 1596 nucleotides. RefSeq lists its product as uncharacterized. The transcript is spliced from 2 exons. The record is from RefSeq and is a predicted model, not a curated record. The annotation marks the transcript as partial. Lineage: Eukaryota; Fungi; Basidiomycota; Agaricomycetes; Boletales; Suillaceae.